AUGUUCCUAUCUAACUCUACUUUUAAAAAAUCAUCAUUUCCAUGUGAAUGGCGUAGAGAGCUAAAUAAUGCUUCUUCACAUAAUCCAAGGAAAUACUAUUUAUGUAUAUUUAUCACAUUUAGUCUAGUGUUUUUCACCAGUUCUUCACUGUUAAUACAUUCAAAAUUAAUUAUAUCAAAGUGCAAUUCUUCAGAAGAAUGGAAUAAAUCUAGUCCUGGACCCUGUUCUUAUGAAUUGUCUAUAAUAAAUGCGGUAAAUGAAUCUCUGUACUCUAAAUCUGCACAGAUAAAUGGUUCCAGCUCAUUGAAUUACCCACAUAUCGAUGUUGAUUUAGAUUCUCAACUACUCAGGAAUAUACGUUCGAGUGAUACUCACUCUCCACCUCAUAUAAUACCAGAUUUACCCAGUUUACUUCGAUUCUUUGAUCGUACUGGACUACAAGUACUUUGCCGUGCUGCAGGUAAUCCAACUCCACAAAUUCGUUGGUUUUCUCUACCAACCAAUGGUCGACCUACAACAGCUGGCUUGGAUCACUUGUUCUCCGGAAGUUCAGCUUCAGCUAGUAGUUCUGCUUCAUCUUCACCUUCAUCAACUUCAUCACCAGGCUAUCUAAGUCAUAGAGAAAUUGACUUUCAAAAUGAUGAGAACUAUGUCAGUGAACUUGGGUAUAGCAGUCGUGUCAGAGAAACACCUCAAGCUGAUCAAGCGUUAUUAUCUUCUCUGGAGAAACUACACUCAACCCAGCCAACAGUUGUCAGUGUUGUUAACACUGGUAAUAGUAUUGGAACAAGUCAUAGUAAUGGUAUCAAUGACGUGAAGCAUAAUGCUAACAAUCAAAUUAUUGUCGGUAAUGGUUGGUUAAACUUUACAGCUACACGAUCGUCAACAAUGCGAAUGGUGUUUUUUUGCCAGGCAGAAAAUUAUCUUGGUCAGGCUAGAUCACGAAAAAUGGUUGUUCAUCAAGUUCCUAUGCCAGAUGAAAAUUUAAAGAUUAUAUACAAUACUUUCCCUAUUAAACCAAGACAGAAAGCUGUUGUUAGUUGUCAACCGGAACAAGGAAUUUUUAAUCGUUUCUUAAAGGUGAAAUAUUGGGAAGUUUAUUUGAAUGGAACUCUGAUUUCUACAGUUGAUCAUUCAUACGGUCGUUUCAGUAUGAUUAAUGUUACCAAACAUCCAGAGUUACACAUUAGAUCAGUUACAGAAAGUGAAUUGACUUCAAUGGAAGUAAGAUGUGUACUUCAAUCAAUAGUUGAUGAGUCUGUAACUGUUGAACGACCUGAACGUGGCCGACUUCAACGAUUACAAUUUCGAUUCUCUUAUGCUGAACUUCGAGGAGUUGGUAGUGAAAUAAAUAUUUUACGUGGUACAACUGUUGAAUUACCAUGGGCUGUAGAAGGUGAAGGACGUACACAAGUGGACUGGUAUUAUCUAAAUGAUGCUAGUCGUAUACGACAAGCAAUUGUUUUAGAUUCAUCAACAUCAUCAAAUACAGGCGGAAAUAAUCCUUCAGAUUCUAAUCGACGACGAACUAAUGAACUACCCUGGGGUACUAAAUAUGAAUUAGUUGAUGGUGCUUAUGGAAAUCUACGUUUAAUUAAUUUAUCAGUUACGGAUUCUGGGCAUUAUAUAGCUGAAUCAGCUCAUCUAGGCCGUUCACUUAGAAUUAAAUACACUAUACGAGUUCAAGCACCUUUAGGUGUAAAGAUCACACCUAGUCGUCGAACUGUGGACUGGGGUAGUCGAGUUGAACUGACCUGUGAAGUGACUGGACAUCCACGUCAGUUAGUUUAUUGGUUGCACAAUUCUCGAUUAGUUCCACGACGUCAUCAUGUACGCCAUAUACCUACAUCAAUGAAUUCAGGCUAUUCUGGAAUAGAUAAUAGUAUUAACAGUGGUCCAUUGAAUUCAAUUGCAGAACGAUUAAUUAUUGAAGCUUUCAGUCUUGAUGAUAUUGGUGUUUAUCAGUGUAUCGCUGAAAAUGGUCAUCCUGCGGACAGAUUAAGUUUAGGCAUGAAUACACAUCAGUCAUCUGACUCAUUUUUUGUUUAUCAUAGCAAUACACUGACAUCAUCAACUUUGGGUUCAGUAAAUAAUUCAUCUUUUUCACCAAUAGCAACUCCAACAACACCACUGGCACCACCACCAUCGCCAACAACAACAACAACAAGGCAACAGAUUAACAAUAAUCAUUUAUCUGAGAAUGAAUUAACUAGUCAGACAAAUUCAUUUUCAAGUCUUGAAAGUGUCGGUGAUCUUAUCGACAAUGCUCAAGCAACAGCACUUUUAAUGAUGGGUAAAAUGCGUCCCUCAUUGACCUGGCAAAAUCCUGCUGUUGAAUUAGGUUCAUUUGCUGCACAAGUUCUCUUAUCUUUACAUAUGGGUUCAACAGAUGCUUUAUUAGAGUGUAGAUUUGCUGCUAAUCCAACUCCACAGAUUGUAUGGUAUAGAGAUGAUCAACCAAUUAUUAUGGAUGAAUCUGGUGUUUUAUCUGCUCAAGUAAUGUCUGAUGAUGGUACAGCUUGUACAACAAUUACGCGUUUAACAAUCAAUAUUCGUAAGUUUUCUAUUUAUCAUUCUGUAAUAUCUGCAAACUUUGCAAAUUUGGAUGAUAUGUGGACAUUUGGCGGUGAGUAUCGUGCAGCAGCUGAAAACUCUUAUGGUCAGGCAGAUUGUCGAACAUACGUUCUCAUGGAUACACCACUUCGUCUUCGACCAAUCGACAUUGGGAAACCAGCUAUAGCUGGUCGUGCGUAUACACUAAAAUGUUACUUUAUUGGUAGUGGAAUACCUACACUUCAAUGGCAUCGUAUAAAAAAUGGUCGUGAUGUUCGUCGUAUACCAGUUGAUCAUCGUCAUCAAUUAUUAGAGAAUGGUCGUGUACUACGUAUAACUGAGGUUAAUCAAGAAGAAGAUGAAGCUGAUUACCGGUGUACAGCUACUUUAGGCGAUAUGACAUCGAAUAUGACUGUAUCACUUAAAGUCUCCCAUGCUCCUCGUCUAUUUGAACUACCACAGACAAGACAAGUUAAAGAUGGUCGUGAUAUGUUAUCGUAUAGUUGUGCAUUACAAAAUAGAGCUGAUAAACCUUGGUAUGCUUGGUGGGAAUUUCAACGUGAAGGCACCAAUGCAAUUGUCCCAUUGCCACCGUUCAAAAAGAAUGCAUAUGAUGGUUUUUCAGUUUCUUAUGUUGUAUCUGAGAAUGAAGCAACUCCCUGGCGUCUACCAGAUAGUCUACGUGAACGUGUUCCAUCCUUUGUGCAUACAGAGCCUAAUUCAGCAGUUCAUGUUAGUGUAAAUGAAUUACGCAAAGAUCAACAUCAUGGAAAUUUAACGUGUGUUGUAGUCAAUGAAGUUGGCACAGAUAGACAGUCAAUACGUGUAACUUUUAUACCUGAAUUGGAAUUUGCCAUUCGACCCCCGAACAAUCAAGAUGUAACCCUUGGACAGACUAUUUCAAUCGAUUGUGCUGCUAAGCCGUCUGAUUUACAGCCAGUGGUUGAAUGGAAAUACUUACAAAAAACUACUGGAUCAUAUGUAAGUGUUAGUCAAUUGUCUGAGGCAACAAAUGGUCGUAUUGGUCAACUAUCGAAUGGAACAUUACUAUUGUCUAGUGUAGAUGAGUCAGAUCCACGUGAAUUUCUUUGUUUCUUAAAACCUGGACGAUUAUCAACUGCUGCACAGCGUAGCUCAGCUGUAAAUCUUGAAGUACACGUACCUGCACGUAUUGAUCCUUUGGAGGCUGUAGAAAAAGUUCGUGGUUCUCGAUUCAAUUUAACCUGUAGUGUACAUGGUGAUCCAGAUGAUUUGAAAGCUUCAUGGUAUUAUCGUAUAUCAUCAAAAUCACGUUGGCAGAUUAUUGAUAAACCAUGUGUUGUUCCAUUAGCAUAUGUUGAAGGAACUCAAUCACCAUCACCUCCAUUACGAGAUGGUACAUUAGAUCCCUUCAAGUUGGAUGAUAAUAUAUCUUAUGAAGGUCAAGAUCAGUCAACUGAUCAAUUUAUCAAGACUUCUAUUCUAGAAACCAAUCGAGAUUGGAGUCCAAGUUUAGCCGACUGUCAAAGUUAUGCUACAGAGGGUUUAGAAAGUGGUAUAUUAUUUCGACAAAUUUCAUAUUUUAAACCAAAUAAACGUGGAUUAGAUAAACAAUUGCAAUUUUUAAAUCUUAAAGAAGUUCAUAUGGGUGAAUAUUUGUGUAAAGCAUCAAAUAAAUAUAAUCGUGAUCGACUAGGUCAACGUAUUGAAGUGGAAGCAUUUGUACGACUUACUGUUAUCUCUGUUCCUGAUUCUGUUCAAUUUGUGUAUAAUAGUUCACGGACUACAGCAACUAGUGUUUCCUUUUCAUGGUUACCACCAUUACGUGAUGGUAAUAAACCAGUACGCCAGUAUCGUAUACGCUAUUCACAUUCUGAGUCAAGUACUAAUCAACCAGUGUCAUCUACACAACAGCCAAAUGUCACGGAGAUUGAUGUGCCUGAAAAUCAACAUCGUAUCGAAUUGAAUAAUCUUCGACCUUAUACAAAAUAUCAUAUCACUGUUGCCGCGAUCAAUGAUGUCGGUCCAAGCGUUGAGAAUGCUUUGGCGCUUACUACCCAAGAAGCUAAACCAGAUGGUCCAGUCCAAAAUCUCAUAGCCAAUGGAACUGCCUCAGAUACAAUUGUAGUCAGUUGGGAUAAUCCUGCUCCAGAACAUUUAAAUGGUAAUGUAGAUCGUUAUUGGAUAUGUCGACAACGUAUAAAGGAUAGUUUAACUAGUGAAGAAUUAACUGAACUACCAUGGCCUGAAGAUCCAAAUGAUGAACAUAGUACAUCAAUGCGUGGUCGUUAUAGUCGUGUACACUGUAGUAUGAUUAUUAGACAAAUGGAUCAUGAAAUCACUGGUCUACCAAAAUUUACUGCCUAUGCUUUUCGAGUUAUUGCUAUGAAUAGUAAAGGUGCAUCCCCACCAGCUUAUACACAGACAAGAACAUUGGAAGAUUUGCCACAAGCGCCUCCAGCUGAUGUGACAUGUGCAUCACAACAGCAUAGUAUCACUGUAUCAUGGAAUCCACCGAAUCCAGAUAGUAUAAAUGGUAUAUUGACAGAAUAUCAUGUUAGUUACUUUGCAGCUAAUGAAUAUGGUGAUGAAACAAGUUCAGUCAAUCAAGCUGUAAAAGGCCAGACAACUGUCACAUUAGCAGGUCUCUUAGCCUAUACCAAUUAUACAAUUCAAGUUGCUGUUAGCAAUCGUAAAGGUCGAGGACCUGCAUCACCAAGAAUUAUCUGUUUAACAAAAGAAGCUCCUCCAGGUGCUCCAGAAUUUGUCAAAGUGAAACCGAUGAAUUCAUCAUGUGUUGUUGUCUCAUGGUCACAUCCUCGUAAACCUCAGGGUCAAACAAAAAGUUAUUGUUUAGAGGCUGUACCAUUAUUGGAUACCUCACAAGAUGGUCUUGUCAGUCUAUUCCCUUAUCCGAUUCCUUAUAAUGAUCGUACAAAAGGGCCGUGUGUACGACCAGAUUUCACAAGUUCUUAUAAUUACUACUUUUAUUGUGGUCUUGUUGAAGAACGACCAUAUAAUAUCUCUGUUCGUGGUACUAAUCAAUUCGAUGGGCAUAAAGCUUGGGCUGGACCUGUUCGUCCAACUAGCAAUCCACCGAUUGGAAUUAUCUCUAUUGGCGGUAAGAUAAAUGCUCAAAAUAAAAUGCGUGUUUGGAUGGAUUGUCUAGUGAUUGGCGGUUAUCAACCACAUUGGAUUUAUCCACAAGAUGACCUUGAUGAUCUUCGUAUUCUGGAUAAUGGUACAUUGUUUGUAGAAAGUGCUCAUGUUGCUCAUAGUGGACAUUAUAAAUGUUCAGCUGUCUCUGAUAGUAUAGCUUAUGAUCUAGUUGUUCAAGAAAUCCUUGAAGAACCACCUCGUAAGCCUAUAUGGCAUAAAUUUACGCCUAGUCUACGUGGUAUACAAGCUGAAUGGUUAUCACCUGGUUCUAAACGCCUUGAUGCACCAAUUUUAUGGUUCUAUUUAAAUUGGACAAAUUUGCAUACAGGUCAAAUGGAAACUAUUCGUCUAUCAUCAGAUCAACGUACUUAUUAUCUAUCCAAUUUAACAUGUGCAACAACAGUAAAAUUUCAAUUGAAAGCUGAAAAUAAAGUUGGUAAUAGUUCAUUGACUGAUAUAACAUCAUGGACAACACUUGGCUCUGCUCCACUGACAGCCAAUGCAGCUCAAUUGAUACCGAAUAGUUUAAGGCAACAGUAUUCAGUGAUGUUUAAUUUAUCGAAUUUUCUACCAGGAAAUGGUUGUCCACCAACUACUUAUCGUCUUUUGAUUGCUCCAUCUGAAGAUGGGCAUUUCGGUUUAAAACAAACACUGAUCAAUCAAACAUUGACCAGAGCUGAUCUUGUAACUGUAGACAUAUUGAAUCGAGAACGGUGUUGUUACAAUGUGACUAAUUUGAAUUCCGGUGCUCAUUAUCACUAUAAGGUAGUAGCAACCAAUGCUGCUGGUUCAGCAAGUGUACAAGGUCAAUUUUGGACAAGAACUGUAUCAGGACGUGAGCCAGUGCUUAGACAGACUCAUCUACUUGGAAAGGCGAGUUUCUUUCAACAACCAACUGUUAUUGUACCGAUCACUGCUUUAUUCGCUAUAUUACUUGUUGUCACUGUAGCUCUGUUAUUCUUCUGCCGACAUCGUCGUCUAGAAGAAGAUCUUAGCCCGAAUAAGGUUGUCACAGUCACACAUAAUGAUUUACGACCCAAUCAAGUUGACUCACAACAACAACAACAACAACAACAACAACAACAACAGACUGUAUCACAUUCUUAUCAUCCUUAUCAUGUUGGCAGAUCAUCUGGUCAUAGACGUGAUAAUCUUCCACCUAUUCCUUCAGGUCAACAAGUAGAUUCUCAGGCAAGUACAGUAGUUGCUGCAGGACGUCAUGGCAGUGGAAUAAAAAGUUGGUUUAAUGGGGCAAGAAUGCGCCUUUAUGAUCGUGGACAUUCUGUCAAUCCUGUUGAACAAUCUGUUCAUUCUGGAGGUAAUCAAAUUGGUGGUCGUGGUGUUACUGAUGAAGACGAUGAAAGAUUGUCCACGAAUUCUAUUGACAGUGAAGGCAACAUUAAUCCAUAUGCAACAUAUGCAGCUACAGGGUUCAAUGAUCGAUCUGGAGAUACAGUUGGUACAAGUGCUACAUUAUUAACUGGUCCAUCGAUUGUUAAAUCAUCUGUAGUAUCAUCAUCAAUGGUAGAUGGUAGUAUAGUUGGUACAAGAGGUGGUAUACGACCAAUUAGAGAUGUAAGCACUGGUCGUGGGAAUCACAGUUCAAAUAUUUCAAAACCUGUGUGGAAUACAGUAUUUAGACGAGGUCUUUCCAUUCCGUCUGAUCCAGAGUCAUCUAUGAUCAGUGUUCCUGGACAUCAUUAUCAUUAUCCAAAUUUAGAUUCAACUAUUGGAAAUUCUACACUUGGCCGACCGCAUCUAAUUCGUGUUAGUUCUAGUGGUCGUUUACGUUUAGCUCAACAUAUGAUUGAUCCUCGAUUAGUUCCACCGUCAACAGCUGCUUUAAUCGAUCCUGUCAUGUUGGCACCGUAUGAUAAUGGCACCCUAGAAGGUGGAGACUGUGAUGAUACAACAGAUGAAUUUGCUAGAGCAUCAGUAUUAGGCCCUUUAAGACGGGUUAAUUCAUUUGAAUCAUUGCAUCGGUUACCUGGAGGACGUUCACAAACGUAUCAUCGUGGUUUUGGAGCAUGUGCACCAGGCGGACGAAAUUUACUACCUGUUGGAGUUAAUGUUUCUUGUUCUGUUAAUGGUGCAAAUGGUGUUUCAGUUUCAUUUUUUGAAUCAGGUAGUAGUAUUCAACCAUCUGAUCCUUCAGUAGCCUAUCGUGGAAGUGUACUUUCGAGUACAACAGUUUCAUCAAAUCAUGAAGAGUUAAUGCAAGCCUAUGAAUAUGGUCGUAAGCAUCAUUUACGGUCAUGUCUUACCUUACCAUCGAAUGCAGCUUUACCUCAUCUUGUACCUGUUAACUUUGGUACACGAUUAGUUCCUGCCCACUUGAAUAUAGGAUUAGAUCAUUCAGUGAACACUGUUGGAGCUCAUCCUUCAUUAACUGGUGCAGCGGGAAUCGCUGAAGGUGACGUCAGUGGUGGUUCUGCAUCUAGUGAUGCCACAGAUUCUGGAAUACGACAGUUUACUCAACAACCACCUCAACCAGAUGAAGCACGGCAUGCAGCGUGUGAAGUUCCACUUAUUUAUGAUGUUAAUCAACUAACUUCUCGAAAUAUUGUUCCUGGAACUACUGGACAUCGUAAUGGUGGUAUCGGUGUCGGUAUCGGUGUUGGUGGUAUUCCAGUUUUUGCUAUUCCACGAACAAAAUCUAGUAAUCGUCUUCAUCAAUCGAAACUAAUAAGAUGUGAUUCUGACUGUCCAUCUGAUAUGACAGCAGACACCUAUGCUACAGUUGACUAUACUAGUGGUGCACCUUACACUUCAAUAUCAUCAACACAACAAAACUGUCAAAUACGUGGAAAUAUAACAAAUUCAGGUAUUCAAAGAAAUUUAUAUGGACAAACAGCAGGUAAUCCAACUUUUUCUUCAACACGUACCUAUCAACCGCUUCCUGCACCACCACCAUCAUCAUCGACUAUUGGAUAUUCUGAUGCUGAUCCAUCGACUACCUACGGUCCAGGAGCAAUAUAUGAUGAUUCUGGACACUGUCAACAAGCAUCUUAUUAUUUUCAUCAUCCUUCAACUGGGACUAAUAUUCUACGAUCUGGUGGAUUCAGUAAUCCAGUGACAUCAUUAUCUCAUCAAAUGGUUGUACCUUAUUCAAAUCAAAUGAAACGAAGAGAUAUGAGAAAGCAAACAUCCGGCCGUACAAAUCCCCGUCAACUUAAUAAACUGCAUUCAAGACAACUAUCUGAACCUAGUGAAGAUGAAAGUGUUGGACUACUUGCUGCAGCAGCAGCAGGUGGAGCUUCCAGUUCCCAUCCAAUUGAUGUUUAUAAUUCAGCCAUACGUGGUCAACUGUAUACUGCUGGUAGUCGAGUAGCUGGUGUUACUUCCACCUCUGUUACCGCAACUAACGUUGUUGUUAGUGGACAUCAGGGAAAUUUAUCCACUUCAAAUCAAAUUGAACCACCAGAAGAAAAUGUUUAUACUUCAGAAUUUGUACUUGUUUGA
Molecule: messenger RNA, 9153 nt
Organism: Heterobilharzia americana
Lineage: Eukaryota; Metazoa; Platyhelminthes; Trematoda; Strigeidida; Schistosomatidae
Source: the annotation of a GenBank genome assembly